This is a messenger RNA of Talaromyces stipitatus ATCC 10500, 2373 nucleotides long. Its product is annotated as meiosis induction protein kinase (Ime2), putative. The transcript is spliced from 3 exons. The record is from RefSeq and is a predicted model, not a curated record. Gene Ontology annotation, cellular component: nucleus; cytoplasm. The coding region runs from base 1 to 2373 and encodes 790 amino acids. Lineage: Eukaryota; Fungi; Ascomycota; Eurotiomycetes; Eurotiales; Trichocomaceae. Gene Ontology annotation, molecular function: protein serine/threonine kinase activity; ATP binding. Gene Ontology annotation, biological process: protein phosphorylation; intracellular signal transduction.
AUGGCUAUCUCUCACGAGUACUCCCUCAGAGGGACAUCACACAGUGCAAUGGCCCUUGAAGACCGAUUUGAGGUGAUCAAGGAAGUUGGUGAUGGCUCCUUUGGUAGCGUCGUGCUGGCCCGAGUACGAACUGCAGGGUCCAAUGUGGCGCGUCGUGGAACCAUGGUUGCUAUCAAAACAAUGAAAAAGACAUUCGAGUCGUUUGCUCCAUGCUUGGAAUUGCGAGAAGUCGUCUUCCUUCGCACACUUCCUCAUCACACUCACAUUGUCCCUGCCCUAGACAUUUUCCUCGACCCAUUGAGCAAGAAGUUGCACAUUUGCAUGGAGUACAUGGAUGGCAACCUGUACCAACUAAUGAAGGCACGGGACCACAAGUACCUCGAAGCAAAGCACGUAAAGAGCAUUCUUUAUCAAAUCAUGUCCGGCCUCGAACACAUUCACGCCCACAACUUCUUUCACCGCGAUAUCAAACCCGAAAACAUUCUCGUUUCGACGUCUGCGCCGAACGAUUCCUCUACCUUCAGCCGAUACUCCAACCUUGUCACUCCUCCCUCUACUCCUCCUACCUACACUGUCAAGAUUGCCGACUUUGGUCUCGCUCGCGAAACACAUUCGAAAUCUCCGUACACGACGUACGUCUCCACCCGGUGGUAUCGGGCUCCGGAGGUGCUGUUGCGUGCUGGAGAAUACUCAGCCCCUGUAGAUAUUUGGGCUGUGGGUGCUAUGGCCGUGGAGAUUGCUACGUUGAAGCCAUUGUUCCCUGGUGUGAAUGAGGUUGACCAAGUGUGGCGGAUUUGCGAGAUCAUGGGUAGCCCUGGUAACUGGUAUACCAAGUCUGGCGCAAAGGUUGGAGGUGGAGAAUGGCGUGAAGGUAACAAGCUUGCACAAAAGCUUGGAUUCACUUUUCCCAAGAUGGCCCCUCAUUCGAUGUCGAGCAUUCUGCAAGGCCCUCAUUGGCCACAGUCUUUGAGCAGCUUUGUGACUUGGUGCUUGAUGUGGGAUCCUCGCAACAGACCAACAUCCGCUCAAGCACUCAACCAUGAAUACUUUGCGGAUGCACUCGACCCAUUUAGGCCCAAGUCCUCGGCUUCUAGACUGCUUGGGCGCAAGGUGUCUGAAAAGAGUAUCAAGCCCACGACCACCGAGAAAACCACUGAAUUGCCCACGUUGUCUUCCAAGCCUUCGUGGUUCCGAAGAUCAUUGGUUUUGCGAUCUGACAGCCCUGCUCCCCUUCUAGAACCGGAACAACCUGCACGACCGCCAGCCGUUUCCUACAACACCGUGCCUGAGGCACAGGCAUCCAAGGGUCGCUCAGUCAAGCGAGCAACAUGGGCUAACGGUGCCCCGAUGCCAAUUUUGCCUUCUAUCAGGCCUGUCUCGCCUCUUUCAAACGCGGUUACUGCCCAAGCCAAUAGCAGCGUCGCUCACGGCAGUGAUCAGACCACGACAAUUCGGAUAGAAGAGAACGGAAAAUCUAAGAAAAUCGGUCGCCAAUUGUCUGUCAAUUCCAACGGCAACCAUUAUGCUGACAUUCAUAGACAAGAGGCAGAACGUGCUCUGAAUGGUCUUGCUGGUGGCACAAAUAUAUCGGCACAGAAGGAAAGCUUCUUUUCUCACCUCCGAAAACGUGCUAGAAGACUAUCGGGUCGCAACCAGGCACCUGCAGGCGUAUCAGCGGCUAACUACGACAUUGAAGCAAAUGCAGGUUGCUCACCGUGGCCAGCCCGCUCAUCGGUUGUCUUGGAUUCUGGCGUAAUUGACUCGAAGACGAGCGACUUUUCUGAUGUGGACAAGACCGUACAGGGUUUGAAAUAUCACAUGUCUGCGGCAGCCAAUCCUCCUCCUCAGAUGACGUCGAUCCCUAACCAGACCCCGUCCAAGAGGCAAUCUGUCCCACAAGUGCCCAUGCGGUCAAUGACCGAAAGCCCAACUCCCACUGUGGGCGGUCCGAUUUCUGGCCGAACGCGCAGAGCUUUGCAGAUGACAUCGCAUCCUGUUCAUCGCUAUGAAACACCAGAAGAGGAGGACGAGCUGUUGGAUGAAGUUCUUCAUUCAGCGGACAAAGCUGCCCGACGGCUUGCACAGCAUUACGAUUCAGAGUCCACUUCGUCAUUGUACAAGGAGGAUCAUCGUCUUUCUCAUUUAUUGAACGAGUCAACACGCACUCUGAACCCCUACCCGACGCCUUCUCCUUCGGCCAAACGCGAUGGUGUUUCGUUCGGUGAUAUGGAGAAUACACCAAUCAGACAAGGUGAUGUUUCCAAGAGAAGCGAAGACACCUCUAGCCGACAAUGGCCUACUCCGCCAUAUGGAGAGCAAGAAUGGGCUAGCUCUGUUGCCAAAAGCAUUCUGUCUGGUUCUACAUACCGAUAA